Chroicocephalus ridibundus (black-headed gull) is the source of this 1136-nucleotide messenger RNA. RefSeq names its product GSK-3-binding protein-like. Bases 359 to 949 code for a protein of 196 amino acids. Gene Ontology annotation, cellular component: cytoplasm. NCBI's taxonomy places the organism in Eukaryota, Metazoa, Chordata, Aves, Charadriiformes, Laridae. The record is from RefSeq and is a predicted model, not a curated record. The transcript has a single exon.
GGGGGGGAGCGGGAGCGGCGUGGCCGGCUCUUGCGGGGCGGCCUCGGCCGCUCGCCGGUUUCCCGCCGCCGGAGCCGCCCUCGCCCCCACCGAGAGGGUCGCUCCCAUCCGCUGCGGGGGGGUGCCGGCGCCGGGAGCGGCCGCGGGCUGGUCGGUGACGGGGGCUUCCCCCCCCCAUUCCCCCCCCGCCCGGCGCAGUGGGAGGCGCCCGGUCUGCCGCGUCACCCAUUGUUUACAAACCAACCCCAGCGGGCCGAGCUCCAGCUUCAACCGCAGCCGCCGGAGCCGCGUGUGCUCGGGGCGGCGGGCGGCGGCCCCGGGUCCCGCUGCGGCACGGCACGGCAGGGCGCCGGCCGAGAUGCCGUGCCGCCCGGGCGAGCGUUUCCUGCUGUUGGAGCGCUCGGUCGCCGUGGGGCAAGCGGGCUCCAAGGAGGUGGACGCGCUGGUGGCCAAGCUGGGCGAGGUGCUGCAGCUCAGCGCCCAGCGGGCGCCGCCGCCGUCCCGCGGACCCAAGCACCUGGGGCCGGGCAGCGCCCGCGACCGCGCCGCCCCCUACUCGCCCCGCUGCAGCGGAGGGGGCCUCCUGGCGCCGCGGGGACCGGCCCCGCCGCAAGCCCACCCGCAGCACGCCGAGCCGCCGCGGCCGGAUAGGAGCGGACAGCAGCGGGUGACCAAGCAGCUGUGCGGCCGGGGCUGGCUGCGGAGCGCCGCCCGCCGGAGGAAGCAACCGCCGCCGGGUCCGGGUGACGGGCCGGCGGAGGAGGAGGACCCCCACCGGCUUCUGCAGCAGCUCAUCCUCUCCGGAAACCUCAUCAAAGAAGCCGUCCGGCGGCUGCAGCUAGCGGCGGCAGCGGCGGCGGCGGCAGCCUCCACGGCCUCCAGCGGCAGCGCCUCGGCGGGGAGCAGCGGCGCGGACGGCGAGGCGGCGGCGGUGCAGCCCCUGCAGUAGCCGGCGGGGACGAGCGGCGGCCGGGCGUUGGAGCGCGGCUGGGGCGGCGGCGGCGGCGGCGCGGAGCCCCCCGCCGAGCGGACUGCGGGAGCGCGGUGCUGGCUCCGCCGCGAUGUAAGUCUCCCCCCCGGCCCGCGGCGGAGCGGCGGCGGGGUGUCGCCUCUUCCCCCCCCCCCCCCGGUGCCGG